Molecule: messenger RNA, 912 nt
Organism: Colletotrichum scovillei
Lineage: Eukaryota; Fungi; Ascomycota; Sordariomycetes; Glomerellales; Glomerellaceae
Product: leucine aminopeptidase 2
Exons: 4
Coding region: 1-912 (303 amino acids)
Biological process (GO): proteolysis
Molecular function (GO): metalloexopeptidase activity
Source: RefSeq, a predicted model, not a curated record
AUGAUCGAGAAUGGUGUCCGUUUCAUCGAUAUCACUGACAUCAAGGACGAAGAAGUUCUCGAAAUGAUAUCCACUCCUGAUCAUGACUUCAGUCAAUACCUCAACACACUCGACCUGAAUGCUGACUUGGCUCAUCGAGGGUUAGAUUGGAUGGAGGCCGAAUUUGAUGGCCGAUCUAUGGCCCCUUCUGAGCAACCGACACCGUUCAAUACUGAACGUGCAAUGCGUCACCUCAAGACAAUGACUGAGUUUUGGAGUAGAGAUCAUCGGGUGGAAAACGGCACGAAAGCUGCCGAAUGGAUCCUCGAAAGUAUUGAGAGGAUCGUUGCCUUGGUCAACCCGCAUAUCGAAUCCGCGGCGUUCGCGCAUAACGCCACCAAGCAGCCCUCCAUUAUUGCCAAGCUACCCGGAGCUACCUCUGACAUCGUUGUCUUCGGCGCCCACUUCGACUCCAUCUCAAGAAAGCCUGGUGGCUAUGCUCCGGGAGCCGACGAUAAUGCUUCUGGAACGGUCGUGCUACUUGAACUUCUCCGGACACUAGCAGAAAAGACGAGUCACAAGGAAACCGAGCCUUGGAAGCCCCUUCGCAACACAGUCGAGUUCCACUUCUAUGCCGCAGAAGAGGUCGGUUUGCUUGGUUCUUCAGAGAUCUUCUACGAUUACAAGGUCAAAAACAAGACCGUGGUUGCCAUGCUGAACCACGACAUGCUGGGUUUCUCAUCUACUGACAAGGUGUCUCUUGGUGGCGACAAAAUUGACCCACGCCUCACACAUGUCCUCCGAACCAUUGCAAAGCAGCGCGGCAUCGCAACACUGAGCUUUUCUUGCGGUUACGCCUGUUCCGAUCAUGCAAGCGCUCACAACAACAAGUACCGUGAGUGCGAAGUUUCAUUCUUGCUUGAAUUCGGUUGA